This is a messenger RNA of Nerophis ophidion (straightnose pipefish), 5600 nucleotides long. Its product is annotated as C-C motif chemokine 17-like. The transcript has 5 exons. Lineage: Eukaryota; Metazoa; Chordata; Actinopteri; Syngnathiformes; Syngnathidae. Gene Ontology annotation, biological process: positive regulation of GTPase activity; cellular response to type II interferon; G protein-coupled receptor signaling pathway. The coding region runs from base 125 to 505 and encodes 126 amino acids. Gene Ontology annotation, molecular function: CCR chemokine receptor binding; chemokine activity. The record is from RefSeq and is a predicted model, not a curated record. Gene Ontology annotation, cellular component: extracellular region.
AUAAAAAAAGAGAGGUGGUGGAAGGGAGUGAGAGAUGGGCAGGGAGGUAUAAAACGAGGGAGGGAGUCGUGUAAGAGAGGCAGCAGCCAUCGAGAUCAUCAUCCUCUCCUCUGCCAGCCUCAUCAUGUUCGUGCUGCAGAUGUUGACUCUUAUUUCCCUGACUCUUCUCCUCCUGGCAUCUGUGCAGGGUAAAGGUGUGCAGAUGCAGCGGGACGUGCAGUGCUGCAUGCUGUACUCCCAGGGCAAGGUGCGCACCAAGGACGUGCUGCGCUUCGAGGUGCAGACGGAAGGACCAGACUGCAGCAUACAAGCCAUCAUCCUUUACACCAAAAAGGCGGUGAAGUGUGCCGACCCCCGGGACCGUAAAGUGAAGAGGUUGCUGAGAAAGCUGUUGCAGAGACAGAGAACCAAGGCCCAUCGAACAAUGUGGCUUCUUCCUCACGACAACCUGCCCGUCAUGACUGAGGAGAGAAAAGACAACUGGGCCAUUCUUAACACGGAGUGAUUGCAAAACUGUCAAAUAUGGAGGACAAGAAAUAGUCAUAGGCCAAGUAAACUCUCUUAAAAGCAGAGUUAGUGGACUUCUCCGGAUGUCUCGUGUCUCUACUAUAUAACCAACUAUCCGUCUCCAGUGGACCAGACCUGGGCAGCAAUAUCUAUUUAACCCUUGUAUUAUGUUGGGAAAAAAUGACAUUGAAUAUGUUGCGGGUCGUUUUGACCCGUAGUGUGUAAAUGCACUCAAAACAGUCAAGAAAACACGUUAAACCGAUAACAAUUUUAUUUUAGGUUGUAUAAACAUUUAGAAAAGUGACAUACAAUACAUUUUUUAUUCCAAUUGUAUUAUGUUAAGGGUCAAUUUGACCCAUUUCAGUUUUUGUGUUGAUCAAAGUACUGGUUAUCCUUUCUUUUUUCUUGCUGAAAUCUGGUGACUUUUCCUCAUCUAGGGUCAUGAACAGGUGUGUAAAUCUGGACACUUUGUUGUGUAGUGGAAUGUUUGUGCAGAGUUUGUAUAAAAAGAUGAUGUUGCGGGUCAUUUUGACCCAGGCGGUUUAAUGUGGGUAAAUAGCUGUUCGGAUCCAAAAAUAAACAUGUCUCCUUGAUGUACUUUUUACUUUGAUAUACAAUUGUUUGUAUUUUGAUUGCCUCUGAGACCCAGAGCCAGGUGUGUGAAGAGAGGGAACUUUCUCACACUUGUCCUUGUCUCCCCAGAUGUCAUCCUUCUGGAGCUCAUUUUUGGUGAUUUUGUCAAAGAGAUGACAUGAGACCAGUGACAAGGGGCGGCAUGGCGUAGUGGGUAGAGCGGCCGUGCCAGAAACCUGAGGGUUGCAGGUUCGCUUCCCACCUAUUAACAUCCAAAAUUGCUGCCGUUGUGUCCUUGGGCAGGACACUUCACCCUUUGCCCCCGGUGCCGCUCACACCGGUGAAUGAAUGAUGAGUGAAUGUUUGGUGGUGGUCGGAGGGGCCGUAGGCGCAAACUGGCAGCCACGCUUCCGUCAGUCUACCCCAGGGCAGCUGUGGCUACAGAUGUAGCUUACCACCACCAGGUGUGAAUGAAUGAUGGGUUCCCACUGCUCUGUGAGCGCUUUGAGUAUCUAACAAUAGGAAAGCGCGAUAUAAAUCUAAUCCAUUAUUAUUAUUAUUAUUAAUGACAAGUGUGAGAAAGUUCCCACUCUUCACACACCUGGCUCUGGGUCUCAGAAGCAAUCAAAAUACAAACAAUUGUACAUCAAAGUAAAAAGUACAUCAAAGAGACUUGUUUAUUUUGGCUAUUUACCCACAUUAAAGUAUCUGGGUCAAAAUGACCCGCAACAUCAUCUUUGUAUACAAACUCUGCAAGACAUUCCGCUACACAACAAAGUGUCCAGAUUUUACACACCAGUUCGCGACCCUCGAUGAGGAAAAGUCAGCAGAUUUCAGCAAGAAAAAGAAAGGAUCACCAGUACUUUGAUCAACACAAAAACUGAAAUGGGUCAAAUUGACCCUCAACAUAAUAGAAGGGUUAAACAGCUUUACAUAUUUCACAACAAGAGCGAGGGAUUGAAAGUCGCCAAAGGAGUGAGGAGGAUUUUGUUUUUGUUUUCCAUGUAAGAUAAGUUGUGGAUGUAAAAUGGCUCUUAACUGUUAUUUGCCGGAAGUGUCUCCCCAAUCUCUCUUCUGGCUAAUCUGUGGAAAUGUGACGUUUUUUUAAAAGUAUCAAAUGAGCGGUGAUUUAAAUAUUGUCUUCGUGCGUGUUUUUUUGUGCUGGUUUGUAAACUUCGCUCACACGCUCAAAGUAGUUCAGGUUUUUUGGAGGCGGCGCGGAAUUUAGGGGACCUUUUUUUUGUAUGAAUUGAAUGAACUUGCACCUUGUUUCGUACAAUCCAGGUUUCAGAGCUCGGACUUUGACCUCCUGUUUGUGACUGUUACGCCACAUAGAGCAGGGGUGUCCAAACUUUUUCCCCCACUGAGGGACGCACGUUGAAAAAUGAACGCAUGCGGGCGACAUUUUGUCAUUUUCCAUUUCCAAAACCGACACAAUAUUUAUUACAACGAUUAAGGCUCCUCUCGAUUUAAAGCGUUAAAAAACAAGUUAUAUGUAUAUUUUUUUAUAUUUGUUUUACUUUCAACGCUAAAAUAUUUAUAAAUCCACUUGAGAUGUAUUUGUUGAUAUAAAAUAUAUAUAUUUUUUGGUAUGUUUUAUGCUCUUUUUGUCAAAGAAACCCCAUUUUUGAAGGCCAAACACAAAAUGUGCAAUAUCUUCCACCAAACAAUUUUCUAAAUUGAAUAUUUGAUGUGAAGUAAUUGGAGCCUCACAUAAGAAAAUAAUUCAUGACAUUUCUUUUGCUUAAUUAUUAUUUUUUGAACAAUAAAACGAAUGAAAAUGUAUAUGGGUGUGUGUGUGUGUAUAUAUAUACACACACCUUUAAAAAAUAUAUUAUGGCUGUCAAUUACAAUUUCUUUAAGCUCACAUAUUGGAAUUUGGAUUAAUCAUGAUUAAUCGCAGGUGAUUAAUUGCUUGUUUAAUUAAAAUCUGCUUGAGAAAAAAACCCAAUAUUUGUACAAAAAUGCGAUUAUGUUGUCAGAAUUUUUUUUGUUUUACUUUCAACGAUAACAUAUUUAUAAAUCAACUUAUGAUCUAUUCGUUGAUAUAAAAUGUUAUUUUUUUUUGUAUGUUUUAUGCUCUUUUUUUGUCAAAGAAAACCCAUUUUUUAAGGGCCAAACACAUAAUGUGCAAUAUCUUCCAGCAAAACAAUUUUCUAAAUUGAAUAUUUGAUGUGAAGUAAUUGGAGCCUCGCAUAAGAAAAUAAUUCAUAACAUUGCUAUAUAUAUAUAUAUAUAUAUACACAUACAUACCUUAAAAAAAUAUAUUACGGCUGUCAAUUACAAUUUCUUUAAGCUCACAUAUUGGAAUUUAGAUUAAUCAUGAUUAAUCGCAGGUGAUUAAUUGCUUGUAUAAUUAAAAUCUGCUUGAGAAAAGACCCCAAUAUUUGUACAAAAAUGCAAUUAUGUUGUCAUAAUUUUUUUUUGUUUACUUUCAACGAUAAAAUAUUUAUAAAUAAACUUAUGAUCUAUUCGUUGAUAUAAAAUGUUAAUUUUUUUUGUAUGUUUUAUGCUCUUUUUUUUGUCAAAGAAAACCCAUUUUUGAAGGCCAAACACAAAAUGUGCAAUAUCUUCCACCAAAACAAUUUUUUAAAUUAAAUAUUUGAUGUGAAGUAAUUGGAGCCUCACAUAAGAAAAUAAUUCAUAACAACAUUUCUAUAUAUGUAUAUAUAUAUAUAUACAUACAUACUUUAAAAAAAAAUAUUACGGCUGUCAAUUACAAUUUCUUUAAGCUCACAUAUUGGAAUUUGGAUUAAUCAUGAUUAAUCGCAGGUGAUUAUUUGCUUGUAUAAUUAAAAUCUGCUUGAGAAAAAACCCCAAUAUUUGUACAAAAAUGCAAUUAUGUUGUCAGAAUUUUUUUUGUUUUACUUUCAACGAUAAAAUAUUUAUAAAUCAACAUAUGAUAUAUUCAGAUCUAUUCGUUGAUAUAAAAUGUUUUUUUUUUGUAUGUUUUAUGCUCUUUUUUAUCAAAGAAAACCCAUUUUUUUGAAGGCCAAACACAAAAUGUGCAAUAUCUUCCCCCAAAACAAUUUUCUAAAUUUAAUAUUUGAUGUGAAGUAACUGGAGCCGUACAUAAGUAAAUAUUUCAUAACAUUGCUUUUGCUUAAUUGUUAUUUUCGAACAAUGAAUCUUUAAGAAAAAUCGGACAAAUAAAAGGUAUGUUGAUCCAAAAUUCUGCCACUCAUAAAAGUAUUAAACAUAAGUCAUAUAAUAAUAUAUGUUAUCUUUACUUAAACCUCUAGUUCAGUGAUUCUCAAACUAUUUUGACCAAGUAUCACCAUAAUGACCAACAUUAAAAUACAGUAGCCUAGUAGGCUGGAAUAUUAAUUAAAAACAAAGUAGGGGUUUUAUUUAACAACUACAAAUAUUUAUUAUUUUGGCCACCGUAACAUCACACACAGUUUGAACGGUAACACUGUGUUGGAAUAUUUAAUUAAGUCAUUCUUUGUCGUUCCACUUGACGGAGCCUACUUACCCUAACAAAGUUUGAGAAUCACUGCUCUACAUCAACUCCAAAUCUAUCCGCCAACGAUAUGUUUUUAUUCAUUUUUGAACAGCGCCAGUUUUAAUGUAAAAAAUAUAAAAUAAAAUUGCCUGCAUUGUGACGGUUGGCUGGCAUUGUUGUGCGGGUUUGUUCUCUCGAAUGAUGCAGUCGGACUUGGACACAGCGUAAAGGUAAGAAAAGUAUGAUUUAUUAAUACUAACAAAACAAACUAAGAACUUGCACAAGGCAGUAAAGGCAAAACAAACAACUAGCAUGGGAGCUAGAAAGAAAAAAAAACGCUAGCAUGUGAGCUAGGGAACAAACAGAGUAGCGCGGAAGCUAACAAGUACAAGAAAUAGAUCUUUACCACAAUUGGGAAGGAGUGUUGUCACCUGUUGUACGGAACAGAAACUCUAAUGCGAGAGCGAGUAACGAAAAAGGCAGGCUUAAAUAAGGAGUCAUUACGAAGCAGGUGCGCUUAAAAAACAAGAGGCAGGUGACACUGAUACGUAACUAUGACGACAGAACAAAACAGGAAGUGCCACCAGGAACUAAGGUAGUCAAAUACUAAAACACGAUACAAAGACGGAACAAAAACAGAAUAUGACGUGAUCCAAGUAGCUGAUCAUGACAUGCAUUGUAGUUUUGUGUUGAUCGUGUUAAUAUUGCAAUAUUUUCUCGUUACAUUUUCUUUCACUUAUGUUUUGUUUUUUUUAUUGUAUUUUUUACACGUGUUGUGGGACUUUAGAAAAUUAACUGCGGGCUGAAAGUGGCCCUCGGGCCCCAAUUUGGACACCCCUGACAGAGUAUUAAAAAAUGCAAUGUUCUAUAUUGACUGUUAAUAGCGUGGAGUCUUUGGAAGCAGCUAUUUGGACACGAACACCAACUAUCACAUAGUCGGCCAUUAAUCUAUGCCAAAGUACUCAUCUUGACUCAUCCAUUCAUUUCUGAGGCUGUGACGAGGCUGUUAAACAUUCUGAGUAUUGGACAACAACACACUAUAUGUCAACUCUUUUAUAAAAUAACCUGAAAUAAU